Molecule: messenger RNA, 1188 nt
Organism: Adineta ricciae
Lineage: Eukaryota; Metazoa; Rotifera; Eurotatoria; Adinetida; Adinetidae
Source: the annotation of a GenBank genome assembly
AUGCAACUCGUCUUCGCCGAUCAUCCAGUUCCUCAGACGGUCACGAAAUCUUUAUUUCUUGCUGGUCCAUCACCGCGUGAUAUUCAUACUAUCGAUUGGAGACACGAAGCUGUGCGAUGUUUGAGCGAUUUCGAUGGAACUGUUUUCAUUCCGAUUCCUGAACAUCAGUUCUAUGCUAAAAGUAGUGAUGAACGCGUGAAUAGCGCUUCAUGGACUUAUGAUGGGCAGACUUCGUGGGAAUGUGAGUGUCGUCAUAUAGCUGAUGCCAUUGUUUUCUGGAUUCCUCGUGAUAUCAAAGGAGGAAUGCCUGGAUUCACGACGAAUAUUGAAUUUGGUGAAGAUCUUCAUUCGGGAAAAAUCGUCUACGGACGUCCGGACAGUGCCGAAAAGUGUCGAUAUCUCGAUAAACGAAUGGAAGAACUUCAGUUGCCGAUAUUCAAUUCAUUGUCAGACACACUUCGACAUGCGAUGUCUCUGCUUGGUCAAGGUGCUCCUCGAAAGCAUGGUGAAGUUUAUAUUCCAUUAUUUAUCUGGAAUACGCAUCAAUUUCAGUCAUGGUACUCGAAUUUGAAGUUAGCCGGCAACCGUCUGGAGAAAGCGAAAAUCUUACAUCAUGCUGAGUUCAAACCUCCUAAACACAUCUUUUCCUAUAUUUUAUGGGUAAAGAUUUGGAUAGAAAAAGAAAAACGGUAUAAGGAAAACGAAUUCGUCUUCGCUCGCAAGGACAUCAAUACAGUUGUAGCCUAUUAUCGAAUAGACAAUGAUACUAAAAUUGCGAUCAUCAAAGAGUUUCGCAGUUCUGUAAACAAUCCCGAUGGUUUCGUUUACGAAUUACCCGGUGGCAGUGCUAUUCUACCGACAGAAAUUGAUCCUCUACUUAAUGCUAAACAUGAACUAGAAGAAGAAGUCGGUUUAGUGAUCGAUGAUAUAUCACGUUUCAAGUAUCUCGGCCGACGACAAUUAGUGGCUACACUUUCAUCUCAUCAGGCAGAACUUUAUAGUAUCGAGUUGAGAAAGGAAGAAUACGAACAACUCCUAGAAGCUGAGAAAAAGAUGAAAACAUUCGGUGUUAAUGACGAUACGGAAAGGACCUAUGUGCAAUUGAUCAGUAUUUCACAAUUGCGAGAUAGUUUUCUGGAUUUUUCGAUGCUUGGAAUGAUCUAUCAAGCAUUGUAUUUUCAAUCAUAA